AUGUUCGCAGCGAUUGCCUCUGGAAACGCCUUACAACUAUCUACUGAAGUACCCAAUUCCAAUGGGCUUCAACACACCAUUGUCCUCACAUCCACUAAACCUAAGUCAUAUUCUCACAUUUCAUUAUUCAUAUUACCCAAUGUAACAUUCCCACCUGAUUUUGCAGGUACGGUGUAUUUCAAACUCAGCCCUACGGAGGAGUUUAGACUCUUUGGCUACGUGAGCAUUGAAAAGCCUAGUGCCAUUUUCAAGGUCAGACUUCCUAAUGUUAACGGUUCAGGUAUGUCAGAUCCAGGCGAUGGACUUGGUGAAAUUGAUAUGGAGGACGAUACAUCAGGUGAAACUUUAUCAUCAGGUACUCUAGCCGAAAUUAUUAUCGGAAUCUCUAUAGAGCCCAAAAACCAAGCUGUUGCAAAGCUCCAAGAAGUCAAGCUCCAGCAGACGAGCGGAAAUAAUGCCAGCUCCCUUGUGGUGACGCGUCCCGGUCAGAACACAAUAACAAGCCCUGGCCAGUUGGCCAAGAUCUAUCCACUGGUCACGCAACAGCUGGCCGCGAAGAUUGUCAAACAUGCACAUAAUUAUUUAACAGGAUUUCUGGAUACACAGGGGAACGUUCCAUUGAAAUGCUUUGACAAUUGGUGGACUAAAUUCAGAACGAGAUUGGAAGUAGACGGACAAUUUCUGAAUGAAGUAACGGAGGAUUGA
Lachancea dasiensis is the source of this 705-nucleotide messenger RNA. The record is from the annotation of a GenBank genome assembly. NCBI's taxonomy places the organism in Eukaryota, Fungi, Ascomycota, Saccharomycetes, Saccharomycetales, Saccharomycetaceae.